CUUUGACAAUUUCUUGUUUGGGUGAAGCGUGUUGCUUGGUUCCAUGACCUUUGACCCUCCCUGCGAGUAGUGGCAGCCCCAGCAGUGGCUGUGAGGGAGAGCUGCAACCGAGAAUAAUGAGAAAGAAAGAACAGCACCACCAAUCAGAACAACAGCAGCAGCAAGAGUAGCCCGAGCUUAGUGUAGCUCAAGAAGGGAAUCGCAAUCAUUUCACUCACAUCCACUACAUCCACAUCUCACCCACACUUAGCCUUCCCUCCAUCCUUUCUCUCACUUCUUUGCCUUUUCAUUCCUCUGUCACACAUUCCCCACCAUUCACUCUUUGCGCAGACUGCAAAAUCAGCUGCUGUUUCACCGGCAAUAUAAUAAACCAAUCAGUGUACUUGUUUAAAUAACAAACAAAAAAAACAGCAACAAAAAGAAAUACUUAAAAUCCAGCAAACAUGAUGGCGGCAGUUCCCAUCCAACAAAACGGGACUCACGCCUUGGUUCCCAUAGACCUGGACCCCCCGGAUUCCAGAAAAAGACCGCUAGAAGCCCCUCCUGAAGCAGUGAGCACCAAAAGGACGAACACCGGUGAAGAUGGCCAGUUUUUUUUUAAAGUCCUCAUACCCAGUUAUGCUGCUGGAUCUAUUAUUGGAAAGGGAGGACAGACCAUUGUUCAACUGCAGAAAGAGACUGGGGCUACCAUCAAGCUGUCCAAAUCCAAAGACUUUUAUCCAGGUACAACAGAGCGGGUUUGCUUGAUCCAAGGGACAGUUGAAGCUCUGAAUGCAGUUCAUGGCUUUAUUGCUGAGAAGAUACGGGAAAUGCCUCAGAAUAUUGCAAAAACAGAGCCAGUUAGCAUUUUACAGCCACAGACCACCGUGAAUCCAGAUCGAAUCAAACAAACAUUGCCAUCUUCCCCAACUACCACCAAGUCCUCUCCAUCUGAUCCCAUGACCACCUCCAGAACCAAUCAGGUGAAGAUAAUUGUACCAAACAGCACAGCAGGGCUUAUUAUUGGUAAGGGUGGUGCAACAGUGAAGGCAAUCAUGGAACAGUCUGGGGCAUGGGUGCAGCUUUCUCAGAAACCUGAUGGCAUCAACUUACAAGAGAGGGUUGUCACAGUAAGUGGGGAACCAGAACAAAACCGAAAAGCUGUGGAACUUAUCAUCCAGAAGAUCCAGGAAGAUCCACAGAGCGGCAGCUGCCUGAAUAUAAGCUAUGCUAAUGUUACAGGUCCAGUAGCCAACUCCAACCCAACUGGAUCUCCAUACGCAAAUACUGCUGAAGUGUUACCAACUGCCGCAGCUGCUGCAGGACUGCUAGGACAUGCUAAUCUUGCUGGGGUCGCAGCCUUUCCAACAGUUCUUUCUGGCUUCACCGGCAAUGAUCUAGUUGCCAUCACUUCUGCACUAAAUACUUUAGCUAGCUAUGGGUAUAACCUCAACACAUUAGGUGUCGGUCUAAGUCAGGCUGCAGCCACAGGGGCAUUAGCUGCAGCAGCUGCCAGUGCCAAUCCUGCAGCGGCAGCAGCUGCCAAUUUGCUAGCCACAUAUGCGAGUGAGGCAUCAGCUGGUGGUACUCCCGGUGGUGCAGCAGGGACAUUUGCAUUAGGUAGCCUUGCAGCUGCAACUGCUGCAACCAAUGGAUAUUUUGGUGCGGCUUCUCCACUAACAGCUAGUGCCAUUCUUGGAACAGAAAAGUCAACAGAUGGAUCAAAAGAUGUUGUCGAAAUAGCAGUACCAGAAAACCUAGUUGGUGCAAUCCUUGGGAAAGGAGGUAAAACUUUAGUGGAAUACCAGGAGUUGACUGGUGCUCGCAUACAGAUAUCCAAAAAAGGAGAGUUUGUUCCUGGCACAAGAAAUCGAAAAGUAACCAUUACUGGAACACCAGCUGCCACUCAAGCUGCACAGUAUUUAAUAACACAAAGGAUCACAUAUGAGCAAGGUGUUCGAGCUGCUAACCCACAGAAGGUGGGUUGAUUGACCAGACUUACAGUGAGAUUAUGUUUAACCCAAGAUUAUGUUUAACCCCUCCUAUUUCUGUUUUCAUGAAGGAUGUACUGUAUUUUGGAGAAGUGAGGUUUUACUGUUAUUAAUAUAUAAUAUGCAAAUGAAUGCGAGUAUGUUGAAAAUGUGUAUAUGUAAAUAAUAUGUGUUUUAUCAGAUGUUUCAUAGAGAAAUUUUUCUUGAUAUGUUUUUUUGUUCUCUAUACUUUGCUUGUGUAUAUUUGUCUAAAGUGUUUCUAGUGUAAGAAGAUUUAAGCCUGCCAUUUUACCAGCAUUAUUGUAGUUUAAUAAUUGAAUGUAGACAGGGACAUGCAUAUAGUUUUCAGUAUUAGUCAAAAUAGAUGACAUUAAAUAAAUAAACUACUGUUAGUUAGGGUCUGGUGGGGGUCAGUGACCUAAAAUGGAGUGAGGCCAAAGCACUGUCAUGACAGUCUUACUUCCUGCUUAGGGCACAGUGAAGUAGGAAAAAUAUUUUGAAAAUAUGUUUUAAAAUUAAAAAUCUUGAAAAGCAAUAUUGUUGCAAAAAAGCACUGUAAAAUAUUUAAAAGGUUAAAACUGUGGAACAUUUUAUUGGUAAGUUUACAAAUCAACAAAAGCACCUGUUCUCCAUCUGAAAUACACAGUGGAAAUAAUGCUGCAUGCUGGCCUCGACUCAUGUUCACCAUUAUGUCCUGACAGACGUCCAGCUGAAGUUGUCAAGUCCCACCUCUUGUGAGGAUUGUACAUUUGUUUAAAGCACUGAUUCACUACUGAACCCAUUGCCUGGCCAGUAGAACAGUCAUUACUACCAUUAACAUCUUUCACUGUCUAGACACAUAACUGUGGUUUAUACAGUGUAUUGGAGAUUUUAUAAACAAAAUGAGAAAGUGCCAACAAGUUAAUGAUAGCCGAUGUUUUAUUAUCUGCAACUGCUUGACAAGUAUGUUGCAUUUUUAGAGCUUACAAAUGUGUAUAAUUUAACACUAGAAACUUCUUCUUAGUAUUGUGAAUGUAGAGUUUACUGUGAAGCUAUCUGUGAUUUUAACUGUUCACUCCCAUGAAGGAGUCUUGGCAGCAUGGCACUAGCAGCCAGAACAGUUUCUAAUAAUCAGUAACUUGCAUGUUUUGUGGAGCAUUUUUAUGUCACCAACCAAACAGUAUUUUCCUGCAUGUUUGUUUAGAAGGGCAGUUAAGCUUAAGAGGUAGGGUAGUCUACCUUUAAGAUUUACGAUAGGUCAUUUUAGAUUACGCCUUUGUUCCCAAGGUCCAACAACUAUCACACUCCUCUUCUGUACCUCUCCUGAAUACCAGCUUUCCAGGCCAUUGACCCACCAUCUGUUAACCUCUGAGUUUACCUACUCAAAGCCACUCAUUGGGGCAUUCAUAUCAAAGCACCUUCUCAUGCUGUGCAUGCAGUCUUAAAUUCAGUGGACAAAAACAAUGCUGGCUACCUCUGGAUCAUCUGGCUGAGUAAUUGAGUUUCAAAAGAGAAUUAAUUCCAUCUCAACUUCAAUCCAUUGAUUUCGUCCAUCCUACCAAGCUAAAUGGCAUCCCAGCUGCUCCUUUUUGUGCAAGCAAUUAAAGAUGAAGUGUGAUGCUCCAGGUCGCAAUUUUGUCCUGCCUCUCUUUGAACUGUGAUCUUUGUCUCAUGAACGUUCCCUUUUGUUCAUUGAACUGUAUGAACUUUUUCAUUUCAUAUUGAGUUACUGUGCAAUUUACUUUUGGACAUUGAGAACUUAAAAUAAUUCCUUUUCCCCUUCCCCUUUCACUAUCAGUGGCUCAUUUUUGUCAGAAUGUACGAGUAGCAUUAUGUUGUUCAGUUGUAACAUUGGAUUAUUUUGUUAGAUUUUUCUGUCUCUAAAUAUUUUUUUAGAGAAUGAUUUAAAAGGGAAUGAUAUGCCUGUUUUACUGAAAGAGAAAAGAUGUAGUAAACUGUGUUAUUUGGUAAUGACUAUUUAUCGUCAAUAUUCUGUAGCUGUGUAAGUUUUGACAAAUAGUGUAUCUCGUGAAUCAGUGGUUAGCAUUGCCGCUAUUAUAUUUACUCAUUUUAUCAUUAUAAAUGUGCUUAGUUCAUCAUGUA
This is a messenger RNA of Protopterus annectens (West African lungfish), 4052 nucleotides long. RefSeq names its product NOVA alternative splicing regulator 1 (gene NOVA1). The transcript has 5 exons. Lineage: Eukaryota; Metazoa; Chordata; Ceratodontiformes; Protopteridae. Gene Ontology annotation, molecular function: mRNA binding. Gene Ontology annotation, cellular component: nucleus; cytoplasm. The record is from RefSeq and is a predicted model, not a curated record. Gene Ontology annotation, biological process: mRNA splicing, via spliceosome; regulation of alternative mRNA splicing, via spliceosome. Bases 444 to 1967 code for a protein of 507 amino acids.